UUCGUCGUCUGCAUGUAAACAUAGUCUUCGUACAGGAUGGUACAGGACAGACGACAGACCUGUUCCGUAGCAAAUACCCAAAAGAUGUGCUAACAAAACAAACCGAGGAACAGUCUUCUUUUGAUCGGCAAUUACGAUCGAAUUUUGUCUCCCGUCAAAAUAUGUUCGAUUUAUUUAACACGGAUCUCCUGUAGUAAUCUUAAAGAUACGAGCUGACAGAAAAGCGAAAGCUUAAUUGGUCUUUCCAUUAUGGGCAUUUUAUUGGAAGAACUGAACAGAAUUGGCGUGAUUGUUAUCAAGUACCUGCAAACAGUGUUCCCGGGCGGAGACUGGUUCUUCCUGGGAGUGUCGCGGGCGUCCGACCCACUCAGUGUGUUCCUGUACGUGGUGCCCGUGGUGGCAGGCCUGCAGGUGUCGCUGGGCGCGGACAUGCUGGUGGCGACUGCGCUUGCAGAGUGGCUCAACACACUGCUCAAGUGGCUGCUGAUGGAGCACCGGCCGUACUGGUGGGUGCGGGAGACGGCGCUGUACGGGGGGCCUGAGCGGGCCCCCUCGCUGCGCCAGACGCCGCUGACCUGUGAGACAGGCCCGGGCUGCCCCUCGGGACACGUCAUGGGCUACGCAGCCGUCGCCUACCUGCUGGCCAGCAGCCUCAGUGAGGGCGUGCCGCGCAGCCUGGCCAGAGGCGUGUGGGCCCUGUACUGGGGCACCGUGCUGCUAGUGGCACUGUCGCGCCUGUACGUGGCCACACACUUCCCGCACCAGUGUGCCCUGGGCGCGCUGGGCGGACUGGCCGUGGCCUGGCUGCUGGCGGGGCGAGACUGGCAUCGCACCCCGCGCCGUGCCGCGCUGCUGGGCGCGCUGGGGCUCUGCCUGGUGCCCGUCGCUGCCUACUGGCUGCAGAAGCUGCUGGGUGUGGACCCCCAGUGGUCCGUGCGCCUGGCCUUCAAGUGGUGCGAGCACCCAGAGUUCCUGCACGUCAACACCACGCCGCUGUUCUCGCUGGUGCGCUCGUGCGGUGCGCUCGUGGGCGUGGCCCUCUGCUGCCCGCUCGUCUUCAGGCUGCGGCAGAGCGGGGGGCGAGCGGUGCGCUUGAUCGGUUCCUUGCUGGUGGCUGCCAUCUUCCAGUAUGCGACACAGCUGGUCCCGACUCACGACGCAGCCCUCUUCUACACCGUGCAGUUGAUUCUGCACGUAGCCCAGCCGUGCCUGUUGCUGCUGGCCGCGCCGCGCAUCGCAUCUCUGCUCCGCGCGUAGCCGUGCCUGCAAGGCUUGCUUCUCAGGGUCUUCCCCCUAUCGUCACGAAGUGUGUAGUGUAUCUCAUUGACGUAUGAUGGUCGCCAGGCAGGCGGUACUGCGAUCAGAACAGAAUGUCACACAUUCAGCCCUUGGCAUCACUGUGCUGCCUGCAUUUUUAGUUUGCUCAGUUUGAUAGUUAUUGUUGGAUACGGUGUUUCAUGUUUUCUAGCUGGUCACAUUUCCAUUGAAGAAGCAUGCAGAUAUCUCAAUCACGCAGGCAACGUGUUAUCCGAGACUUUUGAACAUAAUGCUUAUCUGUAGUCUUUUUUUUUUUUACUUCUAUAGAGCAGCUUACUACAUAUUACAACUUGUUUUGAUUACAAUUGUACUAUAAGUUAAUUUUACUUUGGAAUAGUCAUUAAAAUGAUUGCAACCAA
Molecule: messenger RNA, 1676 nt
Organism: Bacillus rossius redtenbacheri
Lineage: Eukaryota; Metazoa; Arthropoda; Insecta; Phasmatodea; Bacillidae
Gene: G6P
Product: glucose-6-phosphatase 2
Exons: 5
Coding region: 250-1257 (335 amino acids)
Biological process (GO): glucose 6-phosphate metabolic process; gluconeogenesis
Cellular component (GO): membrane
Molecular function (GO): glucose-6-phosphatase activity
Source: RefSeq, a predicted model, not a curated record